This is a messenger RNA of Lathyrus oleraceus (garden pea), 444 nucleotides long. RefSeq lists its product as uncharacterized. The record is from RefSeq and is a predicted model, not a curated record. NCBI's taxonomy places the organism in Eukaryota, Viridiplantae, Streptophyta, Magnoliopsida, Fabales, Fabaceae. The transcript has a single exon. The coding region runs from base 1 to 444 and encodes 147 amino acids.
AUGGUUUCUCAUAAGUCAGUAUGCUACUAUGUGAUGAACAAUGGUUGCGUGGAGGAGCAAAAUGCCUUCUUCGAGCGGCCCGACGAGGCUAUGAAGAGUCAUCUUAAGCCUCUCUCUAUUACUAAGAAGGUCGAAGAUAUCCCAAUUAAUAAAAUUCUAAUGGACUGCGGAGCAACGGUGAAUCUGAUACUGCACCAUAUGCUGAGAAAAAUUGGCAAGUACGACACAGAUGCCAAACCCCACGAUAUGGUGCUUUCCAAUUAUAAAGGAAAGGUGGGUUCCACCCUAGGUGUAAUCCAGGUCGAGUUAACUGUAGGAACGGUGAGCAAAUCCAUAAUUUUUAUGAUUGUGGAGACAAAGGUCAACUACAAUUUGUUACUUGGAAGAGAAUGGAUACAUGGGGUCGGGGUUGUACCAUCAUCGGAUCAUCAUAUGGCAUCUUGA